Messenger RNA from Hirsutella rhossiliensis, 1545 nucleotides. RefSeq names its product cytochrome p450 domain-containing protein. Lineage: Eukaryota; Fungi; Ascomycota; Sordariomycetes; Hypocreales; Ophiocordycipitaceae. The transcript is spliced from 4 exons. The coding region runs from base 1 to 1545 and encodes 514 amino acids. The record is from RefSeq and is a predicted model, not a curated record. Gene Ontology annotation, molecular function: heme binding; monooxygenase activity; oxidoreductase activity, acting on paired donors, with incorporation or reduction of molecular oxygen.
AUGUGGCUCUUCGCCCUCGCGGCGGAGCACGCGGUGCCGCUGCUCUGCGGCCUCGCAUGCCUCUGGCUGGUGCGCAGGCUCGUCGUCUACGCGCGGCUGCGGCGCUUCGGCGGGCCGCUGUGGGCGGGUCUGUCCGACUGGCCUCAUAGCCUGGCUAUGCUGCGGCACCGGAACCAUGAGUGGUACGCCGAGGUGAACGAGAAGUAUGGCCCCAUCGCCCGCGUCGCGCCCAGAGUGCUCGUCACCUCGUCGCCCGACGUCUGGAUCCACGUCAACACCAAGCCCGGCUACAAGCGCUCCGACUGGUACUACCACGCCUGCCGGCUCGAGCACCGGCGCGACAACAUCUUUAGCCAGACGGACAACCGCAAGCACGACGUGCGGCGGAAGCAGAUGGCCCCGGGGUACUCGGGGAGAGAAAACCUCGAGCUCGAGCACACCAUCGACCAGCGCCUCGCCGAGCUGCUCGCCCUCAUCCGCACGCACUACCUGCCAGCCACGGCGCAGGCCGCGACACAGCCCAUGGACCUGGGCGAAAAGGUGCAGUUCUUCACCCUCGACGUCAUCAGCAGCGUCGGCCUCGGCCGCUCCUUCGGCAUGCUCCCGCGCAACGCCGACGUCGACGGCCACGUGCGCCUCAGCGAGCAGGGCCUCGUCGCCGCCAACGCCGCCCUGGCCACGGGGCUGAGCCGCCUGGCCCACGUCCCGGGCAUCGGGCGCUUCGUAGCCCCCUCGCCCGAGGACAGCGGCGGCUACGGGCGGGUCAUGGCGGCGUGCUUCCGCGCCGUCGAUGAGCGUGUCGGGGCCAAGGGGCCGUCGGCGGCGGCGGCGGCGGCGCAUCGGCACGAGGAUAUGCUGGCGUCGUUUAUGCGCCAUGGCAUCGAGGGCCAUGACCUGCGCUCCGAGGCGCUGGAGCAGGUCGUCGCCGGCUCGGACACGACGGCCGGCGCCCUCCGCGGCGCCCUGCUGCACAUCAUGAGCAACGCGCGCGUCCACGCCAAGCUGCAGCGCGAAGUCGACGCCGAGGCCGCCGCCACGGGCUCCGACGGCAUCGUCGAGGCCGCCCGGGCGCGCCAGCUGCCCUACCUGCAGGCCGUGGUGCGCGAGUCGCUUCGCAUCUGGCCGCCCGCCGUCAACAUAUUUGCGCGCGACGUGCCCGCCGGCGGCGACACCGUCGUCGUCGACGGCCGGCCCGUCUUCCUGCCCGCCGGCGUCUCCAUCGGCUACUCGGCCCUCGCCAUGCACCGCAGCCGCGACGUCUACGGGCCCGACGCCCACGUCUUUCGCCCGGAGCGCUGGUUCGAGCCGGACCCGGACCGUCUGGCCGCCAUGGUGCGCACCAACGAGCUCGUCUUUGGCCACGCGCGCUUCCGCUGCCUCGGCAGGCCCGUCGCCAUGAUUGAGAUAUCAAAGACAAUCUUUGAGCUGAUGCGCAAUUUCGAAAUGGCCCUCAUCCACCCGACACGCCCCUGGAAGACACGCAACUGCCUCGGCCUCUUUAUGAUCUCGGACAUGUGGGUGCAAGUCAUGGACCGCGUGUCGUGA